UGGUUGGAGGAGACCUUGAGCAAGCGUGAGCUUGGUGGCUGGCCCCCUGGCUCUGGGAGAAGGGGAAAGUCAAGGCUGGGCAUUUUCUGAGCUGAAUUGGUGGGACCCAGUGCCAAUGAGAUGUGCUUUCUUUGCCUUGCAACUGAUGGGAGCUGCUGUGGCCUUAGCAGGUGGCUGCCUUUGAGCCUCUGGUUUCUCUAGUCCCGAGUCCCUGUCUGCUGUGCUCACAGUGGGCCCUCCUUUCUCCAUCCACACCAUGGCCCACAAGGUCCUGCUUGAUCUUAUGCUUGGAGCCCGCUCUGACCUCCUCUCCUGCCUCUCUCCCUUCCCACUGCCCUCCAGUCAUGCUGACCUCCUUGCCGUUCCUUGAACAAUGAAUGCUAAUCAUAUGCCCACCCCAGGGCCUUUGCACUUGCUGUUCUCUCUACCUGGGAUGUUUUUCUCCCAGACACAUGGCUCGUGCCUUUACUGUUUUUAAUCUCUGCUCUAAUGCCACCUCCCCUGAGAAGCCUUCCCUGACUAUCUUUUUCUGAAAAAGCUCCUCUGGGUCAUUCCCUUUCUCCUUACCUGCCUUGUGUGUCUUCAUAGCCCCUUGAUCCCCUGAAGUGCCACCCAUCUGUGUGUAGAUGUAUUUAUUGUCUCUCCUGCGCCACUCCCCCACUGGGAUGUUGGCUUCCCAGGGCAGGUGUUUGUGUCUGUUUUCACUUCCAGCGUUUCCCCAGUGCUCAGAACGGAGUCUGGCACACGGCAGGAGCUCAGCACGUAUUCGGAUGGCACAUUGAAUAACUGAAUGGUCAUGGAUUAUAUUCCAUGCCUGCCCACACAAGAGGGUUGUAAGAAUUCAGGGCAAGGUCUGAGCCCCACUCCGGGAACCUGGAAUGCUGCUGCAGACCCCCACUCCCUGCCCUGGGCUCCACACUGGUGAGGGUGGUGCUGUGCUGGCUCUGGGCAGGGACCUGGCUUUGUCUGGUUGUUGACUGAGAAUUUCCUGCAUUCUGAGCCUUGGGCUGGGCACUGGGACACCGAGAUGAGGGCGGUGCUGUGCACCCAGGCCCUUAACGUGCUCCGAGGCUUAUCAGUGCCCAAUAACAACACACAGAGAGAGGCUUUAUGGCACUGACUGUGGAGGAAGGAGAUAACAGGAACUAGAAUCAUCAGGGCAGUCUUCCUGGAAGAAGAAGUAUCUCAGUUGCUCACUUGAAGGGUUGGUAAGAGGAGAGCAUUGGAGCUGUUUUCCCCUUGAUGCCAAGACCUGCCAAGCUAGGAGCACUCUCCUCCUUUCACAGUCAUCCACCAAGAACAGGCCUGCAGGACGUGGGGACCAAGCCCAGAGCUUUGCUGCACCCCAGGCACUCCCUGCCAUCUGGGAGCAUGGCCUGUGCCCGUAACUGAGCGUUGCCUGCGGGGCGAGGAACACCAGCAUGGUUCAGCCUGUUGGCUGCCAUCAGCCGCCCUGCUGCUGAAGCUGCACUGGAGAGACUUGUGGGGGCUGCUCUGCCCCUGCUCCCCCAGGCUGUGGGCCAGGGGCCCACACGGCUAGGAGGGAGGCCUGCCAUUCAUGGGUCUCUAGGGAUUUCCGAGAUGCCUGGGAAGAGGGGCUGGGGCUGGUGGUGGGCCCGGCUGCUCCUUUGCCUGCUCCUCAGCCUGUCUGGGCCCUGGGUGCCUUCCUCCCUGGGGAAGCCCAAAGGCCACCCUCAAAUGAAUUCCAUCCGCAUAGAUGGUGACAUCACUCUGGGAGGCCUGUUCCCGGUGCACGGCCGGGGCUCAGAGGGCAAGGCCUGCGGAGAACUCAAGAAGGAAAAGGGCAUCCACCGCCUGGAGGCCAUGCUCUUUGCUCUAGAUCGCAUUAACAAUGACCCGGACCUGCUGCCCAACAUCACGUUGGGCGCCCGCAUACUGGACACCUGCUCCAGGGACACCCAUGCCCUGGAGCAGUCGCUGACCUUUGUGCAGGCGCUCAUUGAGAAGGAUGGCACGGAGGUCCGCUGUGGCAGCGGCGGCCCGCCCAUCAUCACUAAACCUGAGCGCGUGGUGGGUGUCAUCGGUGCUUCAGGGAGUUCGGUCUCCAUCAUGGUGGCCAACAUCCUUCGUCUCUUCAAGAUCCCCCAGAUCAGCUACGCCUCCACAGCCCCCGACCUGAGUGACAACAGCCGCUACGACUUCUUCUCCCGCGUGGUGCCCUCGGACACGUACCAGGCCCAGGCCAUGGUGGACAUCGUCCGUGCCCUCAAGUGGAACUACGUGUCCACGCUAGCCUCGGAGGGCAGCUACGGCGAGAGUGGCGUGGAGGCCUUCGUCCAGAAGUCCCGUGAGGACGGGGGUGUGUGCAUUGCCCAGUCGGUCAAGAUACCACGGGAACCCAAGCCUGGGGAGUUCGACAAGAUCAUCCGGCGCCUCCUGGAGACCUCGAACGCCAGGGCAGUCAUCAUCUUUGCCAAUGAAGAUGAUAUCAGGCGUGUGCUGGAGGCGGCCCGGAAGGCCAACCAGACCGGCCACUUCUUCUGGAUGGGCUCGGACAGCUGGGGCUCCAAGAUCGCCCCUGUGCUGCACCUGGAGGAGGUGGCCGAGGGUGCCGUCACUAUCCUCCCCAAGAGGAUGUCCGUGCGAGGCUUCGACCGCUACUUCUCCAGCCGCACGCUGGACAACAACCGGCGCAACAUCUGGUUUGCUGAGUUCUGGGAGGACAACUUCCAUUGCAAGUUGAGCCGCCACGCGCUCAAGAAAGGCAGCCAUGUCAAGAAGUGCACCAGCCGUGAGCGCAUUGGGCAGGACUCGGCGUACGAGCAGGAGGGGAAGGUGCAGUUUGUGAUCGACGCCGUGUACGCCAUGGGCCACGCGCUGCACGCCAUGCACCGUGACCUGUGUCCGGGCCGCGUGGGGCUCUGCUCGCGCAUGGACCCUGUGGACGGCACCCAGUUGCUCAAGUACAUCCGCAGCGUCAAUUUCUCAGGCAUCGCGGGGAACCCUGUGACCUUCAAUGAGAACGGAGACGCACCUGGGCGCUAUGACAUCUACCAGUACCAGCUACGCAACGGCUCUGCCGAGUACAAGGUCAUCGGCUCCUGGACUGACCACCUGCACCUCAGAAUAGAGCGGAUGCACUGGCCAGGGAGCGGGCAGCAGCUGCCCCGCUCCAUCUGCAGCCUGCCCUGUCAGCCAGGUGAGCGGAAGAAGACGGUGAAGGGCAUGCCCUGCUGCUGGCACUGCGAGCCCUGCACGGGGUACCAGUACCAGGUGGACCGCUACACCUGCAAGACAUGUCCCUACGACAUGCGGCCCACAGAGAACCGCACGGGCUGCCAGCCUAUCCCCAUCAUCAAGCUUGAGUGGGGCUCACCCUGGGCCGUGCUGCCCCUCUUCCUGGCUGUGGUGGGCAUCGCGGCCACGCUCUUCGUGGUGGUCACCUUCGUGCGCUACAACGACACGCCCAUCGUCAAGGCCUCGGGCCGCGAGCUGAGUUACGUGCUGCUGGCGGGCAUCUUCCUGUGCUACGCCACCACCUUCCUCAUGAUCGCCGAGCCCGACCUGGGUACCUGCUCUCUGCGCCGGAUCUUCCUGGGGCUCGGCAUGAGCAUCAGCUAUGCGGCCCUGCUCACCAAGACCAACCGCAUCUACCGCAUCUUCGAGCAGGGCAAGCGGUCGGUCAGCGCCCCGCGCUUCAUCAGCCCCGCCUCGCAGCUGGCCAUAACCUUCAGCCUCAUCUCCCUGCAGCUGCUGGGCAUCUGCGUGUGGUUUGUAGUGGACCCCUCCCAUUCGGUGGUGGACUUCCAGGACCAGCGGACGCUCGACCCCCGCUUCGCCAGGGGCGUGCUCAAGUGUGACAUCUCGGACCUGUCGCUCAUCUGCCUGCUGGGCUACAGCAUGCUGCUCAUGGUCACGUGUACCGUGUACGCCAUCAAGACGCGCGGAGUGCCUGAGACCUUCAAUGAGGCCAAGCCCAUCGGCUUCACCAUGUACACCACCUGCAUCGUCUGGCUCGCCUUUAUCCCCAUCUUCUUUGGUACCUCGCAGUCGGCUGACAAGCUGUACAUCCAGACGACGACGCUGACGGUCUCGGUGAGUCUGAGCGCCUCGGUGUCCCUGGGGAUGCUCUACAUGCCCAAGGUCUACAUCAUCCUCUUCCACCCGGAGCAGAACGUGCCCAAGCGCAAGCGCAGCCUCAAAGCCGUCGUCACCGCCGCCACCAUGUCCAACAAGUUCACGCAGAAGGGCAGCUUCCGGCCCAACGGCGAGGCCAAGUCCGAGCUCUGCGAGAACCUGGAAGCUCCAGUGUACCUGGCUUCCAGCACCACCACCCCCCCUUUGAUGGACACCCCUGAUGACUCUGUUGGCCACACCCUCCACCAGAUGACAUCUGGUUCUCUCCAGUCCUGCUCUUCCUCCCAGAGCACCAGCUUCCCUGUACCUACAGCCUGGGGCUCCCUUCAGAUGCCAGGCAGACACCCCUGGCUGCACCUGGCAGAUGUACCCUCUUCUCUGAGCUGUCAGGAUCCUGAUGGAGUCAAGGCAGUUUUAUGGCCAAGGGCACCGGCGCUUUCCCCCGUCUAGUCUUCUCUCUCAGCACCAGCAGACCAGCCUCAGUUACUCUCACUGAGCUGUCCCCAGGCCACAGAGGGAGACCCUGAACCCUGGCAGGACAGGACAAAAACCAGGACCUGGCUGGACUCCUCACCCCUCUGGCCUCAGCUCAAUUGUUAAGUGGGGGUGCUGCUCAUCUGGCCUCCUUGCGAGGCUGCCGUGAGGCGUGAACCCCGGCGGGGUGGAGGUGGGGGCACUCGGGCUGCCCAGGGGAGCUGACGUUGUCACCUGGCUGUGGUGGGGAAGGGAGACACCCAGAGAGGCAACCCUGGUCCCAGUGCGGAUGAGCAGGGGCCAGGGUGUUGGGUGCAGAUAAGAGAGGCUCAAGACUGAGGGGAGUCAGGACACCCAGAAAUGGGAAACGUGGCUGCACGGAGGCCUGAGGGGCCCUGGAGGACUUCCGUUUCCCUUGGGCAUGGGGAGAGGGCCGAAUCAGUCAUACGCCUCAGUUUCUAGCCUCGCAAGACCCCUCUCUGCUUCCAUUAUUUAUCUCCUCUGUCCCUAUUUUCCACUCACUUCCGCUAGGCUGCCAUCUACGUAUAUUCUUCACACGUGCUCUUCCAGAGUGUGUGUUGCACUUCUGAAAAACUCCCCCUUGAUUAUACUUGAAGACUGUAUAUCACAAAUAAAAACGAUUCUAUUAAAGUGUGGUGGAGUCAGGAGGUGGCAGGGACUCUGUGGGGUGUGACACUCACAGAGGGUUGGGGUCGGGAGGCAGUGCUCCUAGAGGGACAAAGUGAAGAGGGAAGGGCCCUCCCGGCCAGCAGCCCAGGUGUGGGCGUGGGUGGGAUGAGUCUGGGGGAAGCGAUGCGAGGGGCGGGGUGGGACCCUGCUCCGGUCUGGCGAUGGGUAGGUGGGCAAGCUGCGGGCCAUGGGGACGCACACAGUUCAGGGGUCCGAACUUGAUGCGUGGGCAGGGCCACACCCCUGUGGAAGGGGCGUUGGAAGAAGACAGUUC
Messenger RNA from Globicephala melas (long-finned pilot whale), 5536 nucleotides. It is a transcript of the gene GRM4, whose product is annotated as glutamate metabotropic receptor 4. Gene Ontology annotation, cellular component: plasma membrane. Gene Ontology annotation, biological process: G protein-coupled glutamate receptor signaling pathway; regulation of synaptic transmission, glutamatergic. Lineage: Eukaryota; Metazoa; Chordata; Mammalia; Artiodactyla; Delphinidae. Gene Ontology annotation, molecular function: adenylate cyclase inhibiting G protein-coupled glutamate receptor activity. The record is from RefSeq and is a predicted model, not a curated record.